CGGAGCUCGCGCGCAUUCUACGUACGUCUCCUACGUAGCAGCGGAGCAGCUGAGAGAUACUGAAAACAGUAGAGAAAAAACGUUUUCUUUCUGUUAGCUUGCUAACGACAAACAAGCCGAGCUUUUAGCCUGUCGGGGAGGACAAACAUUGACGGUCUCUAUUCAUUACAUUAAUGUCCUACAGCUGCUCGGUGACCUGCGAUACUCCGCACACAGUGACAGAUGAAAGUAGCAAUGCCUGAGAAACAUGGCUCACAAAGCAGAUAAUGAAGGGACGGGGAGCUCCCACCACACUGAAUUGUACGCCAGCAUCCCUCGAACAUGUCUGCCCAUCGUGUACCACCCAGACUACAACAUGACCUUCAUGGGCCUUGAGAAGCUCCAUCCGUUUGAUGCAGGGAAGUGGGGGAAAGUCAUUCACUUUUUGAAAGAGGAGCAGCUGGUCACCGAUGGGAACAUGGUGGAAGCGCGUGAAGCGACUGAAGAGGAUCUGCUGGUGGUUCACACCAAACGCUACCUCAACAGAUUAAAGUGGUCUCUGAAGGUGGCAACGAUCACAGAAAUCCCACCUCUGAUGUUUCUGCCUAAUUUCCUGGUGCAGCGGAAAGUGUUGAGGCCUUUGCGGACACAGACUGGAGGAACAAUAAUGGCAGCAAAACUGGCUGUCGAUCGAGGAUGGGCUAUAAAUGUCGGAGGAGGCUUCCACCACUGCUCCAGCGACAGCGGAGGGGGCUUUUGCGCCUACGCCGACAUCACUCUGGCCAUCAAGUUUCUGUUCGAGAGAGUGGAAGGCAUCUCCAGGGCUACCAUCAUCGAUCUGGAUGCCCAUCAGGGAAACGGACACGAGCGCGAUUUCUUGGACGAUGGGCGAGUGUACAUCAUGGAUGUGUAUAAUCGCUACAUAUAUCCUGGGGACGGGUAUGCCAAAAAAGCCAUAAAGAGGAAGGUGGAGCUGGACUGGGGCACAGAGGACACUGAGUACCUCCAGAAAGUAGAGCUCCACACCGAUGGGGCGCUGAACGAGGUCCGCCCCGACAUCAUCGUCUACAACGCGGGGACGGACAUCUUAGAUGGGGACCCCCUCGGAGGACUCUCCAUAUCACCACAGAUCUCUUCUCGUCCCUCUCUGCCAGGGCAUCAUAAAGAGAGACGAGAUCGUGUUCAGGGCCGCCAGGAGACAGGGCAUCCCCAUACUCAUGGUGACGUCUGGGGGGUACCAGAAGCAAACCGCCCGCAUCAUCGCCGACUCCAUCCUCAACUUGCACCUCCAGGGCCUGAUUGGAGCAGAGGCCCCGGAGGGGGAGGGCUCAUCAUCAUCAUCAUCGCUGGUGACCAGCAUGACGUUUAGCUCUGGAUCCGUUGGAUCGAAAUUCACUGCUGUCUGAGACGCUGUCAUCCUGGUGUUAACAUUCACAUGUGCAUCACCCACAGCUGUGACGUUUACCGGCACUCAAGUAACUUUAUAUUGAGCAGUUCUAAGUGUUUAUUUGAGAGUUGUGACGGGGGGGAUACCCAGCGCUUGUUUGCACAUUUAGACUAACAAACAUUAGUUUUGGUAAUUUUUUACAUUUUUAAUGUAUAAGUUGUGAAUCACUCAAAGGGAAUAAUCCUUCAGAGACAAAAGAUCCUAGUGAAACAAUAGCACUCUCCUGAUUCUCCUCUGCCACGAAAAGACUUGUUUAAAUUUUCAUCAGUUGGAGAAAGAUGGGAUUUAUGUUUAAUGGAUGUUCGGGCAGCGUUUUAGAGAAGUAUUCUGUCAUCUCAGGAAAUGUAAUAAUGUCAUUUGUGAAUGAUGCGAUACAUUACUAGUUCAUGAAAUUGUAAAGAGGUUUGACGUUCUUACAGAUACAUGGGAAAGCCCGUUAAUUAUGAGGUGAGACACGAGAGGAUUGCACAUGGAAACUAAUGUGAUGGGGAUAUCUAACGUGCUUACAGGAGACAAUGUCUUCUUCAUUCCUCAUUGACGUUUUGUUUUAUUACUUCAAGUGUAAAUUGGUGUUUUUCCUCUCGAUGAUAUUGUAAUCAUAAGAGUUAACAGAGUUUCAUUAAUCAGUUCAGCUAAUGACUUUUCGUGCUUAAAUCCACUCAAUCUUUGGAGUUCAUGCUUAAAGGGUGCCUGAUGUGAUUUUUUCUUUUCCCCCCAAAGUUACUAAAAAAGCAUUUUGUCUCUUAAUAAGCAUGAACAAAUUUGAAAAGUUGGAAACCUCUCUCCUAAUGAUGUUUAGCGCAGUAAGAGUGUAAAAGUGUAACGUGUAAAAGGAGACAAAAUAGAUCUUUAAACAACUGUUGGAUCAAUAUGAUUAAUGCAACACUAAGCAGAUUUAGUUUUAAUUCCUACACUAAACGUUUUUUGAACACUUUUAAUUUAAUUAAGGUAUUCGUGCAAUUAAUGUUGCCAUUGUUUUAAAACUGCAAUUACGGUAAUUACAUGAUUAUUCUGGUUCUGGGUGUUAUUUCUGUGGUUUUGGUCAUUGUGUAAUAAUGUUAGUUAUCACAUCCUUUCCUACAUAGCUAGCUAGCUUCCUACAGGUACAUCCAUGAAACAUAGCAACAGGAUAAUGACAACAAACAUAAUUGUUGCCAGUCAAUACAGAAACAGGAGUGUCACUCAAAGGGUUAAAAGGCCCUUCUUUGAAGAGCAUGAAAAGCAGUGUUCGGGUGCUCAUGUUAGACACGUUCAUAAUGAAACUGAGGGGGGGGGGGGCACAUUAGGUGUCGGUGCUAAUUAGCUAAAGCCUUUGAUCUGGCGCGCUGCUUUUGAAUGCGGCUGAAAAGUGUCUACCUUUUUAAUUAGGACUCCGAAUAUAUCACUUAUUGUAUGCGGGGCCGGCCCUUAAUACCCGAUGCCAUCCCAGAUUCCAGCUCAUCAGCUCCUUUCUGUGUCGUGCCAGCGUUUUCAGUUGGACGCUGCGUGCCAAAAACAACACUGAAGUCUUCAGAAGCUGUACUGUACUUCUUUUAAGGGAGUGUUUGUGCCGACAUCAAAAGCUACUUCUAUGCAUCCAUACUGACAUUGUAUAAAUCCAUGACAAGUGUCUGUUUUGCUUUUUUUUUUAAAUUUGUUGUACUGCCUGGGCUAAAAGUAUGGUUUGUUAAGGCUGCUGCUAUGUAGAUCACACUUUCUCUGACUUUUCCCAUUUAGUGCCGCUUGUCCUAUAGGGGUGUUCCUAAAACCCUUAUGGUGUCAUGAUCCCACAAUCAGUAAGAAAACCUCUAAGUAAAGCCCCUUAUGUCAUUUAGAGUCUCUGAUACCUCCAGUUUCAGGUCAUUUUCUUAGCUAGCCUAUAAAUAGUUUAUUCAUUGGAUAGGUGAAAUGGUUAGACCUCUGCUCACAUUGAAGUUGGGCAGCGCCAUACUUGGAAUUAAUCAUCAAACUCUAUGUACUAAUGAGUCUGAGUCAUUUGCUAUUAACGGCCAUGCACUAUGAAUUUCAAUUUUCCUUUUACAUUAUAAGACAAUCUUAUAAUCUAGCAGCUGACUGUAUUAUAUAUACUCACCGGCCACUUUAUUAGGCACACCUGUUCAAUUACACAAAUAGCUAAUCAGCCAAUCACAUGGCAGCAACUCAAUGCAUUUAGUUCAUCUAGACGUGGUGAAGACGACUUGCUGAAGUUCAAACCGAGCAUCAGAAUGGAGACUUUGAACGUGGCAUGGUUGUUGGUGCCAGACAGGCUGGUCUGAGUAUUUCAAAAACUGCUGAUCUACUGGGAUUU
Anarrhichthys ocellatus (wolf-eel) is the source of this 3713-nucleotide messenger RNA. RefSeq names its product histone deacetylase 11 (gene hdac11). The transcript has 11 exons. Gene Ontology annotation, biological process: epigenetic regulation of gene expression. The coding region runs from base 248 to 1348 and encodes 366 amino acids. Gene Ontology annotation, cellular component: histone deacetylase complex. Gene Ontology annotation, molecular function: histone deacetylase activity. Lineage: Eukaryota; Metazoa; Chordata; Actinopteri; Perciformes; Anarhichadidae. The record is from RefSeq and is a predicted model, not a curated record.